This is a messenger RNA of Naegleria gruberi, 540 nucleotides long. RefSeq lists its product as uncharacterized. NCBI's taxonomy places the organism in Eukaryota, Heterolobosea, Eutetramitea, Acrasida, Naegleriidae. The record is from RefSeq and is a predicted model, not a curated record. Bases 1 to 540 code for a protein of 179 amino acids. The transcript has a single exon.
AUGGAGACUCGGGACGUUAGAUUAAUAUUUAAUUACACCACCAAAAUUGCUAAAAGCUAUAACUUGAGACCAGAAAUAACAAAAUCAAAAGGAAUUUCUAUCAAUAGUAUACCGUCACUUUUGAAUCAAUUAAAAUCACGAGAGGAAAAUGCUUCAGAUGCAGAACAUUUGGAUUACAUGAAGACCAGUUUAUCUAUUUAUUCAUUACCACUCUUUACAGUUCCUGAAAUUAUGGAAGGAAAACAUAAAACCUCAUCAACAACAACAACAACUGAAGAGGAGGAAGAAAAACCUGAAGUUAUUGCAAUCACUGAUGAAACAAAUGAUGAGAAUAUCCAAACAGAAGUUAUCUCCGAAGAACAACAAGAACCAGAGGAAACUGUACAACCUGAGGAACCAGCUGUUGAAGAAAAGAAAUCAAAGAAGGAUAAAAAGAACAAGAAGGAUAAAAAGGAGGAUAAGAAAGAUAAAAAGAAUGAUAAACCAAAAGGAAUAACAAAGUUGGAAAAGAUGAAAGAAAAGUUACACAAAAAGAAAUGA